UCACAUAUUUUUUAUCAGAUUUCUAGUAGAAAGUGGGAGGUUAAAGACUGAACUCAGCUUACUUUCUUACUUAUAAAGUUACAUAGUAGUCCGUUUGUUACGUUAAAAAAGUUGCCCAGUCUUAUUCGUUUCGUCUAGAAUCCCUUGGCGAUAUUUAAAAGACAUCUCAGUCGAUGAUCAUACUCACAAUGCAAGCAGAAUGAAUCGACUGUAAACAGCUGUCUUGACUAAAGGGCGACAAUCUUCAUGGCACCACUCGCAGGAACUGUUUCAUCGACAAUUAUGUCUUCUACUAAAGAUAUGGUGGAGUCAACAGCCAGUAAUGGAGAGGAGCUACGAAAUUCAGUUAUGAAUGCAGGAGACAUGAUCAACGCUAUUGCGUUCGCAAUUUUGAUUUUGUUUACGGCUUGUGGUAAUCUUCUGAUCCUGGCCGCCAUCUUCAAAAGCAAGAUCCUUCGUUUCCGCACUCAUCUUUACAUCACGAGCCUCUCCUGCGCAAAUUUGCUCAUGGCUGGUGUGGUAAUGCCACUUCGAGUCCUGAGCUUUGUGGACAAAAACACAUGGCUGAAUAAACCAGGAUUGUGUGAGACAUAUGGCAGCUUUUUUGUGCUGUUUUGUACCGUGACUGUCUACACGCUGGCAGCACUGAGCUUGGAUCGGUACUUCUCAAUCUCCCGGUACAAGUGGUAUCAGAAAUGCUUGACCAGUGGCCGUACGUUUUGCCUAAUCGUUCUUUGUUGGAGCAUUGCCGUGCUGGUGUCGUUUAUGUUUGCCAAUUUCGACGACGAUGUCGGAAAAUCGUUGAACUGCAAGUUGAGUACAACCUACACCAUAGGUUACGUUUAUGCGUUCGUCGGCAUUGAAGUUCUGACUCCUGUGGUCUUCAUGUUGAUUUUGCAGUGGCAAGUUAUGAAAACAGCUGUAAGCCAUACUCACACAGUGGAUGUCUGUGGUAGACAGAUCAAAAACUUGGACUAUGCUGAUUUUCCAUCGAUCACCAAAGAAACAACCUGGUCCAAGAUUGUCGUUCGAAUUACUCUCAGUUUUGUUAUAUUUUGGAUUCCAAGGUGCGUAUUUCUUCUUCUUGACAACAGCAACGCGGCAGGCAUCCACGAAGUUGCCGAUGGUUUGACAGAGAUCAUGACUUAUUGCUUCCCUGCAUCAUUUGCCCUGUUGCUGGGUUAUUGGAGUAAGGAGUUUAGAGAGGUGUUUGUAGAUAUGCUUUGUCCAUAUGCCUGUUAUCAGAAACAGAAGGACAUGAGGAAGUACCGCCUGGGCGAGCCUAACAGAGUGAAACCAUCAAUGAUGUACAGAAAACACUCCAAAAACUUUGCUGCAUCAUGAUUGUUGUUCGAAUUACUCUCAGUUUUGUUAUAUUUUGGAUUCCAAGGUGCGUAUUUCUUUUUCUCGACAACUGUAGGUAGGCAUCCUUGAAGUUGCUGAUGGUUUGACAGAGAUCGUUUCCCAAAGAAAUGAUCGCUGUGAAACCUUUUCUCUGUGCAGACGUUUUGUGUGACCUCAAGCAAUUAUAUCACGUACUGUUAGGAUAGAUGCACUGAAAAUAAAAAAAACCUAGGGAGUGAGUCAAACUCAA
Pocillopora verrucosa is the source of this 1594-nucleotide messenger RNA. RefSeq names its product beta-1 adrenergic receptor-like. Lineage: Eukaryota; Metazoa; Cnidaria; Anthozoa; Scleractinia; Pocilloporidae. Gene Ontology annotation, biological process: chemical synaptic transmission; G protein-coupled receptor signaling pathway, coupled to cyclic nucleotide second messenger. Gene Ontology annotation, cellular component: plasma membrane; dendrite. The record is from RefSeq and is a predicted model, not a curated record. Gene Ontology annotation, molecular function: G protein-coupled serotonin receptor activity; neurotransmitter receptor activity.